Molecule: messenger RNA, 462 nt
Organism: Triticum urartu
Lineage: Eukaryota; Viridiplantae; Streptophyta; Magnoliopsida; Poales; Poaceae
Source: RefSeq, a predicted model, not a curated record
AUGUCUCAAAGUGUUGUCGCACUGGCUUCAUUCAGUGGAGAUACAAGGGUUUUUGCUUGCACAGGUGUAUUUAUAGGCUGCAAUGAGUUCACCACAAGAAUUCUGACUUCAGCGAGUUUGAUUAGAAAUCCUGAUGAUGAAGCUAAGAUAGCUGAUGACUUAACGGUCGCUGGUUUCUUACUAGCUUUAUCGUGGCAGAUUGAAGCGUGCCUUCAAGAUAAUCAACAUGUCACAGGCACGUUGCAGCAUUACGAUUUACAUUACAACAUCGCUGUCAUCAGCAUCAUGGGUUCUUGCUGCACUCGGAGAGUGAAAAUGUAUGAUGAGGUACAAACUGAACCUCAAGGGGAAGUAGUGGCCGUAGGGCGCUUCUACGAAUCAAGCAAAUUAAUGGCUGCAGGUGGGACUUUGAUUGACAAGCCAAGUGAACUUGAUUGCAAAGAGCUUAGGGCAUCUUCAGCC